GUUGUUGUUCAAGAGAAGGUCUGCCGCUCCUGUGAGAGGGUCACUGUGAAGGGUUCUCUUACUCCAAUGCAGCUCGGUCGGGCUUCCAUCGUUGGAGCCGGUAUCGAGCUGGAGGCAUUAGCUCCUGGACAGGGCAUGAACCAGUACUCAUGUAGCCAUGUUAUGGCUCCACCUCAAUACACUGCUAUGGGCACUCUAGUUAUGCAAUGUGCUUGCCAGGAAAAG
Perkinsus marinus ATCC 50983 is the source of this 225-nucleotide messenger RNA. RefSeq lists its product as hypothetical. The annotation marks the transcript as partial. NCBI's taxonomy places the organism in Eukaryota, Perkinsozoa, Perkinsida, Perkinsidae. The transcript has a single exon. The record is from RefSeq and is a predicted model, not a curated record.